UUUCUUUGAGGGGCUGUGAUUCGAUACGGUAACCACCAUGCCGAGUCACAAGAGCAACCGUAGUGGCCAGAUCGACACUCACCGGAAGAAUAGGUUGUCCAAUAAAUCCUCAUCGUUCCACAGCCACAACGCCAUGACUCAAGCCGCCGCCGAACUCCGCCGCCCGAGGACCUUGCCGGACCUAAUUUCAUACCGGAACGCUGCUGUGGUGUCACCGGAGGUUACGCCGCGUCAACCGCCGAAGAUUCUCCUCAAGGUGACGUUGCUAGGGAGCGUGGCGCCGGUUCAGCUCCUUAUGAGGCCGGAAUCCACCGUCGGCGAUCUGAUAUCCGCUGCUGUCCGCCAGUUCGUGAAGGAAGGCCGCCGUCCGGUCCUGCCGACCGAUGAACCAUCCGGCUUCGACCUUCAUUACUCUCAGUUUAGCUUAGAAAGUUUGAAUAGGGAGGGCAAGCUGAUAGAACUUGGAUCUAGGAGCUUCUUUUUGUGUCCGAGAAAGGUGACUCACGGUGGCGCUGCCGUGGAAGGAGGUGUGACGAAGACGUAUGCGUCGUGCGCCGAGGAGGCCGGAAAAGUGAGGGAGGUUAACGGUGGUGGUGCCUUUGGUUGGUUCAAGCUCAUGCAUUUCAUGCUGUGAUAGACGAUAUGUAUAUGAUCCUAUCCGCAUGAAGACAUGGAAACAAAAUUAUAUAUCUAUAUAUGAAUAUAUUCUUGGUUAGUUGCCGUUCGGAUACUUUAUUGUUUUGAAAAUUGAUCAAUCCACUACUUUUUUUUUUAUUUCAAGAAUGAAUGGCAGGUUAAAAGUAUUAUUAGUUGCAUUUACAAAUGUAUAUAGGUCGUUAUUGAGUGAGUAGAGAGUUUGAGCUUAGGUCCUGACUAUGCCAAUCCAAAAUAGAAAAAAUGUAUUAGUCUUGGCACGUUUGCAUAUGUGAUUAUUUUCGGGUAUAUCUCAUAUACGCAAAUUGUAAAGCAAAUGUGACCAGAUGGAAUAGUUAGUAUGAUAUAUAUUUUAUUGUAAUA
Arachis duranensis is the source of this 1017-nucleotide messenger RNA. RefSeq lists its product as uncharacterized. Lineage: Eukaryota; Viridiplantae; Streptophyta; Magnoliopsida; Fabales; Fabaceae. The coding region runs from base 38 to 634 and encodes 198 amino acids. The transcript has 2 exons. The record is from RefSeq and is a predicted model, not a curated record.